AUGUAUUCUACGAGGAACUAUCGUCCUUUGCUUGAGAACCAACGUGGCCCUCCCCAGAGAUCCUCUGCUCAAUCUGCUCCGCAAAUCCGGGCUCUCUGGAAAUCCUGGGAAUCGGUUGCUGUGAAUCUUUCUAACGUCCCUAAAGAGGCAAACACAUUGUGUCUCUGGAAGGCGUUUCGAGACCAAGGCAAUAUACUCUCAAUCGAUAUCUUUGAAGAUUCCCAUGGGAAUCGAGCUUCAAGGGCCAAGAUUCGCUUUAGACCACCUCCAUCAACGGCCUUCUGGAAGAGGGGGAACUGGCAAAUCAUUCUACCAAAUGGAAGAUCAUCAUCCGUUUUGCUUAGUCUCGACAAUAAACCCCCUGAGUGGACGAUCCAAAGCUCUGUUCGUCCUGAUGUGUCCUAUCCAGCGGAGAUUGACAUCCCCAUUUCUUCCAUGGAUAUCGGAAUACUUGUCAAUGACACAACUAUGCGGCCCAUGCGAACCGUAGGAUCUGGGCUGAAUGAAAAUACCUCCUUAGUUCUGAACCUAAGACGCAAGGAUAUGCUGGUGUACUUCCCGAUUUCCACACAUGGUGCCCCGAAUAUAUUGGUAUUUCACGAAUACCGUCUCAGAGUUCCAUUCUCGCAACUGGAUAGGUUUUUUCAAAGCAAGAAUCCUUCAACAGGGGUAAUCUCCCACUUCACCGUCCUGGAAUCGCCGCCAAUCUAUCACCGUCGGAUUAAGAAUAUCGAGACUACCUUUAUCGAAGAGAGUACUUGGAGGGAAUCAGAUACCUGGUUCCGACAGACCCAUAUUGUGCAUAAUCCACAGACACUUGUUACUCUUCCCGUUAACUUGCGAAGACAGGAUCAAAUUAUUGAUAUUGGUCGCUGGAAUGCCUUAAGAAUAAACUUUCCUGCAAAGUGUGAUGAGAGAGGAAAGUUUAGUUUGCUCUGCGAUGCCCUAAGCGAUCAUAACCUGGUCGUUGAGCAGACAGAUCGGUUUACCUUGUGCGAUGGGACAAAGAAAGCACCGCUUCCUAUUUGGAAAUGGAUUGAUGUACCUGAUUCUAAUGGACCAGGUACAUCAUACUCAUCCCUGCAGGAUCUCAUUGAUCCAGCUCACAUCCAUUUACCUUUUGCAGUCCGCUAUCAGCUGGAAGUAUGUCUAUCCCAUGGCUAUCUCUCAGAGUUCAACAUGAGCCGUGAGUUCGCUCUCAACCUAGCCGAACUUGGAGAGAAAGAAGCAACAAGGCUCCUUGAACAUGUAGCGAUGCAAAAAAAGAUCUAUUACAAUCCAAUGGAUAUAUUCAAACUCGAAUUUACCAAGGGAAUUACUGAUAGAAGAAUACCACCCUACUGCUGCUAUAUGCGUUCUGCUAGAAUCACUCCCAGCACCAUAUACUACAAUGUUCCAUCCGUUGAUAUUUCAAACCGUGUUAUUCGACACUACAUCGACCUGGCUGAUAAUUUUCUCCGAGUAAGAUUCACCGAUGAAAAACAGCUCGGCCGCAUUUACUCAACUGCUGAUAACACAAUGGAUGAAGUCUUCACUCGCAUCAAGAGGGCUUUGGCAAAUGGUAUCGUUAUCGGAAACACAAAGUACGAGUUCCUCGCUUUUGGCAACUCCCAAUUUCGCGAGCAUGGGGCUUAUUUCUUUGCACCAAAAGAUGGUGUUACAGCUGCGAGUAUGCGUGCGUGGAUGGGGCAAUUCAGUCAUAUUAGAAAUGUCGCAAAACAUGCAGCAAGACUGGGACAGUGCUUCUCUACGACAAGAGCUGUCUCGGGUUGCUCUGUGCAUGUCAAAAAAAUACAGGACGUGUCGAGAAAUGGAUACGUUUUCUCGGAUGGUGUGGGGAGGAUCUCAUCUUUUUUAGCUCAAAUUGCGAUGUCAGAGCUCAAGGUUAAAACACCUUCUAGAGAACCACCGUCUGCAUUCCAGUUUCGCCUUGGAGGCUGCAAAGGCAUGCUCAUCGUCUCUCCAGAAGCCAGCCGGCAAGAGGUUCAUAUUCGGAGAAGCCAAUACAAAUUUUCAGCACGUCACAGUGGUCUGGAAAUCAUUCGCUGGUCCCAGUUCUCCAUUGCAACACUCAAUCGACAGCUGAUUCUUGUGCUUUCCACACUUGGGAUUCCUGAUGAAGCAUUCCAUCUCAAACUCAGGUCGAUGCUAAGAAACUUAGACGAAGCGAUUGAAAGCGAUUCCAAGGCCAUAAAUUUACUCAAAACGUACGUGGAUCCCAAUCAAAUGACUCUGACUGUGAGUCAAAUGAUCUUUGACGGCUUCCGGAGAUCAAAGGAACCGUUUAUAACAUCCGUCUUCAAUCUUUGGAGAGUGUGGCAUCUAAAGUACCUGAAGGAAAAGGCGAAAAUCGCAAUUGAGAAAGGAGCAUGCCUUUUGGGGUGCAUGGAUGAAACUGCAACCCUAAAGGGCUAUUUCUCGGAUAAAAUCCCGAAAAGAGACGCACCCUUUGAGGAAAAGUUGGCAGCUCUGCCUCAAAUAUUUGUCCAGGUGUCCCAUCCUGGGAAUGGAGGACAGUACGAAAUAAUCGAAGGAUUGUGUAUCCUCGCUCGUAAUCCUUCCCUUCAUCCUGGUGAUAUCCGCGUUGUUAGGGCGGUCAAUGUUCCUCAACUAAGCCAUCUCAAAGAUGUCGUUGUCUUACCACAAACCGGGGAUCGAGAUGUUGCAAGUAUGUGCUCCGGUGGCGAUCUGGAUGGAGACGACUAUCUUGUGGUCUGGGACCAGGAUUUACUACCUAACGACUGGUUUCGUGAGCCUAUGAUGUACACUAGCAGGAAAGCUCAUGAUUUAGACCACGAUGUCACUGUGGAUGAAAUAACCUCCUUCUUUGUCACAUACAUCAAAAACGAUUGCCUUCCUACUAUUGCCCACGCUCACCUUGCUUGGGGAGAUUCCCUUGACGACGGCGUCGACGAAGCAAAGUGCAUUCAACUAGCACAACUUCAUUCGGACGCAGUGGAUUACAACAAAACCGGAAACCCAGCAGUGAUGACGCGCAACCUUCGUCCUCGAAGAUGGCCUCAUUUCAUGGAAAAAAACAACAUGCCUGCACACAUGGUUUAUCGCUCUGGAAAAAUCCUCGGCCAGCUAUAUGACGCUGUCGAACGAGUUGAUUUCGUCCCCAGCACUGAAAUGUGCUUUGACCGGCGCAUCCUGGAUUGCGAUAUCGAGAUCAAUGAAGUGCUCUGCAACUUUGCCAAAGGCUUAAAAGCUGAAUACGACACCGCCAUGCGCCGGAUCAUGGCGCAGCACGAUAUCAAGACUGAGUUUGAAGUGUGGUCUACUUUCGUACUGAGCCAUUCCAAGCUGAACAAAGACUAUAAAUUCCACGAAGAGAUUGGUGCAAUCUCAGCUGCCCUCCAGGAAGAAUUCCGUAAGAAAAUAUAUGAAGAAAUCGGGGGGCGCAGCUUCGAGUUGCUGGCUCCUAUGGCAGUUGCCAUGUACCGCAUUACACAUGAAGAAACCGUCGCGGCUUUAGAGAAACACCGCAGAACGGCCGUACCAGACGAGAAUAGCCUCCCUACAUCAGCUCCCAAAAUCGAGCAGAAGAUGCCUCUUAUCAGCUUUCCUUGGAUAUUCCCGCAAACACUCGGUCAAAUUGCAACCGGCCACUACGAGCAGCUUGCACCAGAAAUGCCUGCCCUUAACCAAAGAGGCCGCGAUACACCCAUCCCCACGAUUACAACCAAGGACGAAUCGAACGCCCUGGAAACAGGAACAACCCAAACCACGCCCGAAACCAAGGCAGUCACUGACCCUUUCGGUCUCAAUAUUGGGGACCAAAGCGUCACCACGGCGAGUAUCGAAAAAAGCACUCGCUUGGCUGGAAGUCGGCACAAUCAGCAGAAUCUACAGCUAAGCAGCAGCAGCAGCAGCAGCAACAACAACAACAGCAGCAGGGACAUAAACUCCCUAGAGCAGCUCCUUGAUUUCGGUCUCUCCAGCCUCCCAAACGCGGCAGCUUCCUCGCUUAUCUUCUCAGGAGCUCCUGCAAACAAGGAAACAAGCUUACUGGAUUUCGACGUCGUCACGGACAGUGCUAGAUGGUUGAUCGCACCGGGAGAGGGUGGGGAAACUCCGAAGGAGAGCCAGCUAGUGCAGGAUCAAGAAAGUAACCCGAACUGUAUUGAGAUUAUAGACGAAGGUACCUGUGAACCCACGGCGCUUGAUACGUUGAACGAGCUUCUUGGUCUUUAG
Aspergillus ochraceoroseus IBT 24754 is the source of this 4197-nucleotide messenger RNA. RefSeq names its product RNA dependent RNA polymerase. Bases 1 to 4197 code for a protein of 1398 amino acids. Gene Ontology annotation, cellular component: nuclear RNA-directed RNA polymerase complex. The transcript has 4 exons. NCBI's taxonomy places the organism in Eukaryota, Fungi, Ascomycota, Eurotiomycetes, Eurotiales, Aspergillaceae. Gene Ontology annotation, biological process: siRNA processing. Gene Ontology annotation, molecular function: RNA-directed RNA polymerase activity. The record is from RefSeq and is a predicted model, not a curated record.